Molecule: messenger RNA, 2893 nt
Organism: Melanotaenia boesemani (Boeseman's rainbowfish)
Lineage: Eukaryota; Metazoa; Chordata; Actinopteri; Atheriniformes; Melanotaeniidae
Gene: hif1al
Product: hypoxia inducible factor 1 subunit alpha, like
Exons: 15
Coding region: 98-2095 (665 amino acids)
Biological process (GO): cellular response to hypoxia; regulation of transcription by RNA polymerase II
Molecular function (GO): RNA polymerase II transcription regulatory region sequence-specific DNA binding; DNA-binding transcription factor activity, RNA polymerase II-specific; protein dimerization activity
Source: RefSeq, a predicted model, not a curated record
AGCUUGGUGCCGCGGCGUGGUGUGUAUUUAAACGGGAUUUUUGUGUCAGGAUCAACAAUAAUAAAAGUCAGCGUCGCUGCUUGCGUUCUGUUUAAAUAUGGAGAACGACGAUGAAUCAGCGGGGGGCAAACGGACCAGUUCGGAGCAGAGAAAGCUGCGCUCUCGGGAUGCGGCCAGAUGCCGGCGCAGUCAGGAGACGGAGGUAUUCUACGAGCUUGCUCGGACUCUGCCGCUCCCACGCAGAGUCUGCACCAACCUGGACAAAGCCGGCAUCAUGAGGGUGACCCUCAGCUUCCUGCGGAUGCAGCAGCUCCUGCGUCCUGGAGAUGAAAAAGAAGUGAAGAAAGAGGAGGAAGACGAAGAGGACGAUGAAGAUCCAAUGGACGCUUUCUAUCCUCAGGCGCUGGCUGGCUUCAUCAUGGUGAUGACUGAGGAGGGGGACAUGAUCUACCUGACAGAAAACGUCAACAAACACAUCGGCAUCACGCAGCUGGAGCUGCUGGGUCAGAGUAUUUACGACUUUGUUCAUCCCUGUGAUCAGGAGGAACUCAGAGACCUGCUUUCUCCACGCCCAGGUCUGAGUAAGAAAUCUCAGGUGGAGCCACCGAGCGAGAGGAACUUCUUCCUGCGAAUGAAGAGCACUCUGACCAACAGGGGGCGCACCGUCAACAUCAAGUCUGCCACCUGGAAGGUGCUUCACUGCACAGGUCACAUCCGUCCGUUUGGCGGCGGCUCUGCGUCGCCUGCUGCAGACAGAGUGAUGACGCUGCUGUGUGAGCCCAUCCCUCACCCAUCCAGCGUGGACUUCCUUCUGGAUACCUGCACCUUCCUCACCCGCCACAGCAUGGACCUGCGCUUCACACACUGCGAGGGCAGGGUUACAGAGCUGGUUGGGUUUAAACCCGAGGAUUUGAUUGGACGCUCAGCAUAUGAGUUUUAUCACGCGCUCGACUGUGAUCACAUCAAGAAGAGCAUGAACAUGUUGCUGUCCAAAGGUCAGGUGAACACCAGCCACUACCGCUUCCUGGCCAACAGCGGUGGCUUUGUUUGGGCAGAGACUCAAGCGACUGUCCUCUACAGCAGCAAGACAUCGCAGCCCGAAGCCAUCGUCUGCCUCAACUUCAUUCUCAGUGCUGUGGAGCAGCCGGAUGUGGUUUUCUCUGUUGAACAGACCCGCUGUUUCCACCUGCCCAAAAUGGAGCCCCUCUCACCAGGGAUCACUGAGGAUUCUGGGAUUUCUGACAACUGUGAGUCUGACAGCGAGCGCGUCAUUGGUUCUAGUGAAAGCGAAGCUGUGGAUCGUAGCAGGUCUGCACGGCUCUUCAUGAAGCUGAAGGAGAAGCCGGAGGAGGUUCUGCAAUUGGCUCCUGAAGCCAGAGACUCCAUCAAGGUGCAGACUGAAGGUCCUGUUGAGCUCUCCUUUGCCAGUCCUGCCAGUCCAGACUUGGUGCCAGAGCAUCCUCAGGAUUUGUGCAGCCCCCAGCUGAAACAGCUCCUCUCCCCCAUCUUUAACACCCUCAGCCCAUCCUCAUCUCCAGCCUCGUCUCCAGCCCCUCUGCUGACUGCCUGCGAUGAGGAGGUGAUGGACACUGGCGAGGUGGAAAAGUUCUUUGCAUUUUGUCCAGAAAUUCAGAUGAAAAAACAAACACUGGAGGACAUUGAGGGGAUGGACCUGGACAUGCUGGCGCCUUACAUCUCUAUGGACGAUGACUUCCAGCUGACCUUCCUCAGCUCUCUGCCCAGGGAGGCUGACAACCCUCUGUCCUCUGAAAGCUCCGCGAGCAGGAAAAGGACUCAUGAUUCGGACGAAGAGAUGCUGCCUCAGCUGAUUAUUCAGGAUAAGAGGCAGAAACAAGAAUCUUCCUCCAUUGAAGAGGAUUUUUUUCUGAGCCACAAACUGCUGGGUUCCCUGGAGGAGACGGACCAAUCUGAUCUGAUCCUGGACCCGAUACUGGAGGUGCACAGUCAGCUGCUCACAGACAAAGACCCGGUCCUUGGAGGCAUUCAAGGUCUCUGUGAUACUGCAGCUCUGAUGAGGGACAUAUUCCUACCUCGCCCAGCUGAUCUCUCGCCACCCCUCUCACCUAUGACCUGAAGCAGCUCUCCCUGCCCAGGGUUGGCGCGACCUUCACGCCCCAAAGCUCAGAGGUUGACGCCGGAUCUGUCUGCAAUCACAGCAACUUUAGUGCACACUUGCAUUAAACCACAAACAUGUACGCACAAAGAUUUUCCUUCUCACACACGCUGUGCAGCCAUGCUGUAGGGUUGGACCCGUCUCCGUUGCAUCAAUAUCACUGUGAAACAAGCUGGUGAGGCGCUGCAAUCUGCUCACCUGUUUAUCUUCAUUUCCACUUAGUGAUUCAAUGUGAGAAAUCAUCAGUGAACUCUGCAGGCGGUGCUAAUUUUCUCCAUGCAAACAGGAGAGAUCAGUCUUCUGAGCAGAGGUGAAUGUGAAACGCUUUUCUCAGUGCAGCUAAUUCAAAGUGUAUCACAUUUAAAUCUUUUGUCAGCCUGCAAAGGAACCACAAUUAUGCAAUUUCUGAACAGUUUUCUACGGUUUUUACCUGCUUCUACAGAAUUAAUCUCACUGCCGUUUGUCUUCUCUUUCAAAAUUACACCAAAAGCUACAACGAAGAAAAUAUAUAUAUAUAUAUAUAAAUGCGAAUAUCAGUGGCAUCGUUGAUUUCAGUGGCAUGUUUUUAUGACUUUUUAUACACUUGUGCUUUUUUUUUUUUUAAUUCAUUAACAAAAAAAAAAAAAAAAAAACACUCGUAUUGCUGUUCUUUAUAAAUCCCCCAGUUGUCUGCAGAUCUUCAUUUCGAUCUUUCUGAGGUGCCAGGUGAGCAGGGUUUACCCAACUCUCCCUGUAAGCUAAUAUGAAGCAAUCACUCAG